AUGAUGGCAACUAUUGGUGUUAGAAAUAUCAUCGAAAAAAAUUGUGAUAAUAAAGGGUCAACGAAAGAAGCUGUUAGAUUAUUAUCAAAUUCAUUAUUUGAAAUUAAUCAACUUGAACCAUUGAAAUGGUAUGACGAUGAAGAAAGAAUAUUAAGUGAAAAAAUUGUAUGGAAUAACUUUUCAAGAAAUCUUGUUGUUGCUUUUGAAAAUAAAGUUUCAUUCUUUAAAAUUGGUGAUAAACUUAAUACAGUUUUUAGUAAUAGACUUCCUGUUGAUUCAUUUAAGGCAAUUAGUAACCUACCUUCAUCACAUAUUAUUGUUGGUGUAUCUUCUGAUAAUAAAGUCAUAUUCUAUGAUGGUAUCAAUGAAAAAUUUGCUGAAUUAUCAUUAAUGAUACCUGUAUUUACUGAUCCAUCAAUCUAUUGUCAUCGUUGGAAAGAUCAAACAUACAUUAUUGUGUGUGGUAAAGGCACCAAAAAAACUGUAUGGAUAACAUUAGAAGGUCAUAUCUCUUACUAUGAGAAAGCCAAUAACCUCUUUGAAGCAAUAGAUAAAAAAUCAACUUCAGGAAUUCUUGACUAUUCACUUUCUGACAGUGUUGUUGUUUUUAGUCCGGAGAACAAUUUGUUGUAUACUUUCACAAAGACUCCUGGAGGAUUCAACAGGUAUUACAGGUUAACCAACAAAGGGAUGUUUGUAUAUAAAGAAGUUUAUUCUCCUAAUGGUUACAUUUCUGUGACAAUGACACCGUCUUUUGCAUUUGCUUUAUCUACCGAUGGAUGUUUAAAUAUACUUGAACUAAGAAUGUUUGUAAUCUGUAAACAAAUCUUUCUUUUUUCUGAAAACACCACAAGAUAUGAGACCAUACAUAGUAUGCAGGUUACAGCAAAUUCUAAAACAUGUUCCUUAGAUGGAUUGUAUAUGCUUGUAUCCGUGUCAACGGGAACAAAACAUCAACUUCAAGUAAGAUUGGCUUUGACAAAUGAAAUAUUAUGUUCUACUGAGUGCUAUGAAAAUUCUACUUUUCUUCGCUGGGAUUCAGUUUUGAAUAUGAUAGCUUUUGUUGAAAUGUCUGGAAAAGAGUUAAUUUUAAAGACAAUUACUGAGGCAGCCCCUGACUUGAAAGUUGAUAAACUUGUUUCUUUGAAAAAAUUUAAAGAAGCUUUAGAUCUGGCAAAAAAAUUUGGAGUUUCAUUUGACUCGAUUUAUAAAGCACAAGCUUCUGAUUUGUUAGAAAAAUUAAGAAGUGGUGAAAGUGAUAGGAAUAGUGAAGAUGUUGACAACUUGUAUUGUAUUAUCAAAAAGAUUGAAAAUCACGAUACACUUUGUGAUUUGUGCCUUGAAGGAAUUAUAUCUCUAAAUGUGUUUGAUGUUGUUAAGAAGUUAUUAAAUAUAGCUUUAAACAUUAAAACUAAAAAUCGCUAUAUUGUGGAGCAAUUUAACAUAAUAUUAACACAAUUUACUACAGCUAAAAUAAUUUUUUCUCCCAAAGAAUUUACUGAGAAAUGGCUUAGUAUUGUUACACAACAUACCUCUAUGUACUCUUUGAUGGCAGAUGCAAUUCAAGAUGGAGAUUACAAAAGAUCUGACAUUAUUUGGAAUAGGCAUAUAUUAAAAUCUGAUUUUAAUAAGAACAUCACAAAUGAAUGCACUACAAGAAUGAUACAAAUAUUUUCACAUCAUGCUUUAAUUAAUGAUAUUCGUAGUGAUCUUAUGCAAUUUAUGGAAAAAGAUUUUAUGCCUUUUGCACUAAUGAAACUUGGUAGUGAAGUUGGAUGUAUGUAUGCAGAAGCAUUGAUUCAAGUAAUUGUAGAUUUAGAAGAUGAAGAAAAUGAAAAUUAUCCUUUAAUUGCUUACAACAUUUCUCUUUCUUUAGAAAGAAUAUCAAGAUUACUUAAAGAAAGCAUAUUAACACCAGGUGAAAAAUGUUUAUUUGUUGAUAUUAAAACAAACAUGAAUUAUGACUCAUUCUCUCCUUCUAAUACUCUUGGUAAAUUAAAUAAGUUAAAAGAAAAUUUAUUCAAAUUAGUUAAUUUGAAACAACGUUAUAACUUAACAUUUAAGUAUGAAAAAUUUAUCAAUCUAUCCAAAGAAGAUAUUGGUUUACAUAUUGUUGAGAAGAUGCUUAUUCAAGAGAAUGAAUGUGAAUACAUUUAUAAAGAAGUUUUCAAACCUUAUUGUGAUGAAUUUUUAUUAGAUUUUAAGUCACUUAUAUGUAAUUUUGUUCAAAAAUGGUCAGCACAACAAAUUACCUUUACUGAUGAUAUUCAAGUAGGACUUCAAAAAAAUAAAAUUGGUAGUAUUUGUAAACUCAUAAAAAAAAUUGAUGAUCCAAUACUUGAAAUUAAAGCUCUCCAGCAUUUAACUGUUGCUGUUCCAUUUAACUGGCCAAAAGAACUGGGACAAUCUGUCUAUGCAAUACUAACUGAUACAAGUGUUGCAAAAGAUGUGAAAUCUGAAUUAGCUAGUAGGUGUAAAUUAAGUGAAAUUUGUAGUAUAAUAAAAACAUACACAAGUGUACCUUAUGAAAUUGAAGAUAUAAUAAAAAAUAAAAAUGAAUUCAAUUAUCUGAUCCAAAGUAUUUCCUUUAGUCAUUCCUCAUCUAAUAUUAAAGCACUUGCAAAUGAUGUACUAAAACUUUAUCAAUUAAGACAUUCAUACUGCAAUUUACCAGGAAGUUUUACUAUUAACUAUGAUUAUGUAUAUGUACAACUAUGGAUACCAUAUUUAAAUCAAUGGAGAUUUAGUGGAUAUGUAAAAGAAACACCUAUGAAAUGGUUAUUUAGUUUACCUAACACUGAAGUACAGAAAGCUAUUGCCAAAUAUUCUAUUAAAUAUAUUCUAGAUAUUUAUAAAAGAAACCGUCAACCUUUAAACUCUUCUGAAGAAAAAAGUUUAUAUUUGAAGUCAUUAUCAGUUGUCAAAUCAUUUAUUCUUAACUACCAACUAUGUAGUAUCAGAAAGUAUCAAUUAAUUUUUGAAAAAAUAACUUCAACUGAAUCAUUCUAUCAACGGUACAAACUUUUAAAAUGUCCAACAUUUUUCCUAGAAACUCAAAAGAAAACAUCAAGUAUUAUUGUUGAAAUUAUAAAAAAUUUUGGAAUUGAAAAUUGGUCAAAUAUUUUGAAAAUAGCUAAAUUAUUCAAAAUAGACAAUGUUUUAGCAUAUAAAUAUCUUUUUGAUGCAUGUAUAGAAAGUGGUAAACUAGAUCAAAUUUCUGUAAUUUUAUUUAAUUUAUCAUUAGAUAAAAGUCUUCUUAAGCCAGAUAUGUUAUCAGUGAUUAAGACAACAAUAGAUAAAGUUUUUCUAAAAUUAUAUGAGUCAUUUAAUGAAAAAUCUUUCAAUCUUAUUAAGUUUGUAGAUAUGACCAUGUUAACAUUAAAAGUAUUUUCAAUACAAGUUGAUGAAACUAAUUUACAAAAUAUUCUUGCAUUUAAUGAAUACCACAAAUUUCUUAAUGUUAUUAAAAAUAUGGUAGAUUCUAAAAGUUUUUCUGUAUCACAAGACAAUACAAUUGAAAUUAUUGAUGAAUUAAAAGAUACUAGAAAACACUUAACUAAUUUAGAGAUACAUCCUUUGGCACAUCUACAAAAACCUUGCAAUCUCAAAUACCAUAUAACUUUGAAUUCGAGAUCUAAACCAUUUACCAGAAUACAUCUUCAGUUACCUAUGAAUUUAGAGUACAACAUUGAAACACUUUUGUCAUUGUCUGGAUCUUUAUUGGUUGUCGUAGAGAAUAAAAAUGAUGAAAAGGAUGAAAAAGAUGAAAUUGAGAUUAAAAAUCUUAUUGAAAAAUGGAAAAAUCUUUUUAAUCAGUUAUUAAUGGAUGGACAAUAUUUUGAUGUAUUUGAUUUACUUGAAAUUUUUAAUACACUACCAAUCUCAAAGAAUGAAGAUAUUUAUAUUAGUGAAAUUGUUAAACAUGCAGCUGUUGGAUUAGUUGGAAAAAUUUUAAUGUUACCAGAUUGUGAUUUAGAAUUAGCUUUAGGAGUCAUUAACUCAGUUUCAGAAAAAUAUGUUCCUAAUAUAUUGCAAGAAAUACGCAACUGUUUAAAUAUUUGUACAAAUCCAAGAGUACAUAUUAAUUUGUGCGAAUUAGUUGCUAUGGUAUAUCAUAAAAUAUCACAAGCUAAAAUGGUUGAAAUGCUUACAGAGAGAUAUGAUGAAUGUAUAUGGAAAAGAAAAUUUUCCAAAUUUAAAUUUAACUAUUCUAGUAAAAUGACUCUAAAUGAAGUGAUAUCUUCUCUUGUUCGAAGUGAUGUACCUCAUAACAUUGCAUUUGAGUUUUGCUUAUAUAAUAACAUUGAUAUAAAUAUGUUUAGUCUAAAAUAUGCCUUAGAAUCAAGUCUCUAUAGUUCAGAGUUAAUUGAUAUAAAUGCUAACUUAGAACAUAUAGAACAAGUGAAAAAAACUUCAAAUUUACUUUCUACUGUAUCUGUUACUGAAGAACAUAUAUCAUAUAUUCAAGAAACAAUAAUGAAGAUGUCACCAUAUGAUCAUGAAGGAUUACUACUUCUUAUUGAUAAAGCAUUACAAAUUACCAAAAAUGAAAGUAUUUCUGAUAAUGUUAAAUGUCAACUUUAUGAUUGGAAGAUUGUUAUUGAUUUUGUCAUAUCAUAUGGGAAACGUAGUGGUGAAAUUUUACCAAUUGAAUGUAAUUGGUUAUCUUCUUAUAAAUCUUCUUUUGGAAAUGAAACAUCAUCUAUUACAAACUCUUUUGAUUCAAUAGAGUCAAAUUAUUCUUUAAAAGAAAUAUCUAUGAUUGAAUUUGAAAUAUUGGAAGAAAAACGUGAAGCAGCAAGGAAACGUAUGCCACAAUGUGCCAUUCAAAGAUUACCCUUCCAUUUGUUGUGUUGUACCAGUGAAGAUGAAAUGAAACAAUUUGUUUGUCCAUUAAUUUUUAAUGAAAUUAAUAUUCAUAAUUCUUACAAAUGGGUUAAUAUUACUACAAAUACAAAAUCUGUAUUACAUGUUGGUCAAUGUGAAUGUAUUUUUACAGCUAUAAACAAACGUAUUCAAUAUGCUGAAGAUAAUAAUAUUUUUGUUGGAGAUGUUGAUAGAAAUUGGAUUGCAUCUGCUAUUAAUGCUGUUGAUGCAUCAAAAGUGUCAACUAUUAUAAAAUAUUCAUCUAGAUAUACUACAAACUUAAAGAAUCUAGGAAUAAAAAUUGCUUAUCUUAGUAUAUUUAAAGAAAUUACUCAGGCAACUGCUGAGUCAUUGGAAGGAGAUAAAAAAGAAGAACUUUUAAAAUAUAAAAAGGAACUUUCAAAAAGAAUUAUAAAAUAUACAGUUGAAAAGAUACUUUUUGAUAAUGGAUUAUUAGAUCAAGAAACAAAGGCACAUCUUAAAUCUGAAAAUAUUAAUGAAAUGAUUUGUUUCAUUUAUAGUAAUUUAAUUGAUUGGAAUAAUCAUCAAGAAAGAACUUUAAAGAUGGAAGCUUGUAAAAAAAUUGCUAAAAUUACAAAUAUUAAUUUAUCAUCUAUUCAUUCAAUGAUUAUUAAUGCAUUGUUAGUACAAGAAACAGUAACAGAAGUUGGUGAUCCUUAUGCUACUAUUGAUAUCUCAGCUGAAAUUGUUCCAAUUAACCAAGGAACAAAUAAUAGACUUGAGUGUGAUAUUUUAGAUGAUGAUAUCAAUGUUAGUAAAAUAGUCAAUAUUUUACGUACUGAAGAUUAUAGUAGUUUGAUUAAAAAAAUGUUUUCUAUAUUAAAUAAAGAUCCCAAAGUUUUACCUGGUGGAAUUUGUACGUUCAUUAAAGUAAUUCUUUGUAUUUGUCGUAUGUAUCCUCGUAAUGGAGAGAAAGAGGAUUGUUUUAAAGCUGACAAGUCACAAAUUCUUAUAGUUCUCAAUAGAGCUUAUUACUAUCAUAUGCUAUCUACUAUUAAUGUAAAUUGUAAAAUGAUAGAUCUUAUGAAUGAAAAUAAAAUAAUAGAAAUCUUUAAGCAACUUCAAAAUUCACCAGUUCAUAGUUCUGAAAAAGAUUUUGUUGUUGUUAAUAUUAUUAGAGAUUAUCUUAAAAAGUCUCCUGAAUAUUUUAUGUAUAUGAAAACAUACAUUCCACGUAUGAUAAUGGGACGUCAAUUUUUUAUGGCAAAAUCUAUUUUGGAUGAUAGUAAUUGUCUCAUUACUUCAGAUCAUAUGGAAAAUAAUAUUCUUAAUUAUGUUCUUAAAACUAUUGAAGGAAUAUUUAAGCAAGAUCCUAAUAAUAAUGAUACUAUGGAAGAUAUGUUUAGAUUAAUCAUUAAACAUUCUGUAUCUUUUGGAUAUACAAGACCGCCACGUGAAACUGGACUAUUUUAUGGUAAUCAAGAAAUGUCUAAAAUUAUUCAUUGUAUACUCAAUCCUGCUGGAAAUUAA
Strongyloides ratti is the source of this 6357-nucleotide messenger RNA. RefSeq names its product WD40-repeat-containing domain-containing protein. Bases 1 to 6357 code for a protein of 2118 amino acids. Gene Ontology annotation, cellular component: cytoplasm; kinetochore microtubule; RZZ complex. Gene Ontology annotation, molecular function: small GTPase binding. The record is from RefSeq and is a predicted model, not a curated record. Lineage: Eukaryota; Metazoa; Nematoda; Chromadorea; Rhabditida; Strongyloididae. Gene Ontology annotation, biological process: mitotic sister chromatid segregation; protein localization to kinetochore involved in kinetochore assembly; mitotic spindle assembly checkpoint signaling. The transcript is spliced from 3 exons.